UGCUGUAGGUGGAGUUGGUGUUUUUAAAGUCAGUGUAAAGUGAUUCUUGAGGACGGGACAGGAGGGGAGGGAGGAGCAGCAGAGAAGCGACUUCCUAAAAACACAUUCCCCUGCCUUCUGCCUGAGCCGUGUUGUGCUGUUUUAGUCUUUGUAGCCUACUUCUGAGCUGAGCGAUUAAAUUCGGCCUCUCGUUUCCUACCGGACCUGCUACUUUCACUUUCACAGCUGAGGAGCGGGUAAAUUUCGGGACAACUUGUUAGAGUUUCUGGAUGGAAACGGACAGUCUGCUAACCAGGAGUGUGAACGGAGCCUCCGGGGAUUACGGCUCCUCGUCGGGCACGGAGCACGGAGGGGCCCCGGGCAGCAGACGGAUGUCGUACUCUGUCGCAGGGUGCAGUUUCGAGGGGGCCGCAGAUGAUGAGAACCUCUACAUCCAACAGGCUGUCGUAUUCAUCGAGGAUGCCAUACAGUACCGGUCCAUCAACCACCGUGUGGAUGGCAGCUCACUUCGCCUAUAUCGAUGGUACUACUCCAGGAUAUGCCAGUGGGGCUUGGGCCUAACCAUUGCGGUGGUUUUGCUGCUGGCGUUUGUGGAGCGCCCAUCCUCCCUGUCUGUGUCUUCCGACCCACGGCAUCGCUCUCCGCCUUGGAAUCCUCCCUGUGGACUCACCGAGAGCAUUGAGAUGGUCUGCCUCCUCAUCUUCUCUCUUGAUCUUGCUGUCAAGAGCUACUUGAUUGGCUGGGAGGAAUUCAGAAAGAGCAAAUGGCUGAUUGGCUACACAGUAGUGAUUUCAGCCUCCAUCAUCGACUGGGUGUUGUCUGUCAGCAUGGUGUGUGAUGAGAGACUGAGAGUACGGCGACUCCUCCGACCAUUCUUCCUCCUGCAGAACUCCUCCCUGAUGAAAAAGACACUGAAGUGCAUCAAGAGGACUCUGCCAGAGAUUGCCAGCGUCAUCCUGCUGCUGGCACUCCACCUCUGCCUCUUCACUAUGAUCGGCAUGCUGCUGUUUGCUAAAACUGAGGAUCCAAAUAAGAAUGGGGAGUGGGAGUUGCAUUUCAGAAACCUACCUAAUUCCCUUACCUCUCUGCUGGUGCUUCUCACAACGGCCAACAACCCAGAUGUGAUGAUCCCUGCCUACUCCCUAAAUAGAGGAUAUUCCAUCUUCUUUGUCACCUUCAGCGUAAUUGGAACCUACUGUCUGAUGAACUUACUGACAGCAAUCAUCUACAACCAGUUCAGAGGAUAUUUACUGAUGUCAGUCCAAACGUCCGUCAUCAGGAGACGACUGGGGAUCCGAGCUGCUUUCCAAGUCCUUAGCUGCCAGGGAGCUCGACAGGCUACUGAGGAGCGGGUGCAUGUUGAUGCGCUGCUGGAGGUGAUGUCCAGGGUCCAGAUGAAGAGCUACUACAGAGCGGCCAUCACUACGGAGAUGCGGCAAUAUGCAGACGUCGGCUACAUGGAUCGUGAGCAGUUCAGGAGGAUAUUUGAUGAACUGGAUAAAGAUCUCAUUAAGGAGCACCCUCCUUUGCCCCAGUACAACUCUCCAGUCCUGCAGAAACUCCAGGUGAUCUUCAGCCACUACUAUCUCACCAUACUCGGCAACGCUGUGGCGCUGGUCAAUGUCAUGUGCAUAUGUACUCUCCUGGUUUUGAACUCUGAAAAGUCCACAGUUGAGAGAGACAACUUCAUCAUGGAGAUCAUCAACCUGUGCUUCAUCCUCUAUUACCUGUUUGAAAUGUGCGUGAAGAUCUUUGCCUUUGGCUGGAGGGGGUACCUGUCCUACAGAAACAACAUCUUUGACGGCUUCCUCACCAUCCUGCUAUUGGCCCUACAGAUCAUGAUAUAUGUGACCUACAGACUCCCUUAUUCUCAGUGGGAACCAUCCUCUCAUGGUGUACUCUCUCUGUGGGAAAUGGUUCGUUUGGUCAACAUGCUGAUUGUAUUCCGCUUCCUGCGCAUCAUCCCAGAUAUCAAGCUCAUGGCUUUGGUUGCAAGUACACUGAUGGACCUGGUGAAAAACCUCAGAGCCUUUGCGGGGAUACUGGUGGUGGUGUACUACGUGUUUGCGGUGUUUGGGAUCUGGCUGUUUGAGGGAGCCAUAACACCUCCUCCAGAGAUGAGUGUGCACUCCAAUACUUCCACGGAGAACAUCACCUCUAACUUUAGCAUGGAGUGUGGCACCUAUGAACAGCUGGGCUACUGGCCAAAUAACUUUGACGACUUUGCUGCGGCCAUCAUGUUGCUCUACGAUGUCAUGGUAGUCAACAACUGGCAGGCCUUCAUGGAUGCAUACAGCAGAUACACCACAGACUGGGCCAAGAUCUACUUUGUGUGUUGGUGGCUCACCUCCUCUGUCAUGUGGGUCAACUUGUUUGUGGCGCUCAUCCUAGAGAACUUCAUCUAUAAGUGGGACCGCAGUCACAGCUGCUCUGUUACAGAUGUGGAGAGGAUCAGCUAUGAAACCUCUGUUCAGCUCAUGUUCAAAGAGCACAUCCAGGAGCCAACUGAAGAGGAACUACUUUGUCAACUACAUCAACACCCCCACCUACACCUACACUGGCACCAGCACUUACCUGCAGUAGUGAGUCAGGAGACUGCUACUAAAUGAGUCUACUGUGUGGUAGAAGCACUGAGAGGUCAAAAUGAAAACAUUCUACUACUAGUUUAUUUUAAUUUGUAUUAUUGUAAUAUGUGAUUACUACUACUGAAACCAGUAUAGUUUUUUAUUAUUUGUCAUGAUUUUCACGAGUGAAACCGCUGCAGUUUCUGAUUCCUCAGAAGAAUCUAGAGGCUCUCUGGGGGUAGACGUCAUGAACAUGAGUGGGUGAAGCUAAAGAACCACAAGUCUUGUAGAAACAAGUGUACAAGAAAUUAAUCAAACUGUGACGAAAACAAUUCUAAUUUCAAAACUGCACAUAGAGAAAGCUCCAAGUCACUAGAGUGAAAAACCCCCUGGAUGAAAUCAGUAUAAAGUGUUACGAAGAGCCUCCAGAACAAACUUUCUCAUUAAAGUAUUCUUUGAAAUUUUGGGUUUUGCUUUGCAGUUGUCCAGGCUUAAAUAUCAAAGUACUGGAUAUUUCCUGCUGCUGUAAAAUGGGAAUAACUUUUAUUGUGCUUCUUUACAAAGAAUUAGCAGAUUUAUCUUAACCUAUAUGCAGCCGUUGCAGCACUAAAAUCAUAAAAAAUGAUAUGGAGGCUUUUUUAUGUGGCCCCCAGUGACUUAAGCCCCUUUCACUCAGGGAACCUACAACAUUUCUCCAAUGUGGAACAUGUUUGAGUUGUCUCUAUUUACACAUGAUGGACCAUGCUUGACGAUUCAGUCAGCAAAACAGCAGUGAGUUAGAAAAUAAUAAGGUCACAGAAGAGGAGCGUGCUAUGGCAGCAGUUUGAUGCACACUGCAUGAAAAACAUCCACCAGGAACCAGGAAGCACACCCUUAAAUAGAAAGGGCUUGCGAUGGUGCAGUGGCUAAGACAUUUAUUAAUUAUUAGAAAGCCCUUAGAGAGCAUAUUCCAACAAGGUAUUCCUGCACUCAGAGGAAGGGCCCCUUUGUCAUAAUUGCCCCUUGUCUUUAAGAGGAUAUCCGCACACAGUGAAACACAGUCAUCAGAUACAUGUGCCAGAUUAUAUUCCAUCUGUGCAAGUGCAGCAGAUCAUAAGGAAAUGUUCAAAAUGUUCGUUUCUCACAAUGAAGAGAUUUACUUUUUUCCUGGCUCCACACCAAAAACCAUCACCAACGUAGCACACACACACACACACACACACACACACACACAUUUCAUUGAGGAAGCCUGCUAAAAAUUGGAACCAAAAACAAAAGCUCUUUCAUAGAAGUAAAUUUAGGGUUUAUCGCACUAAAAUGUUUUUGAACAUACAUGUGUAUGUCUGAGAACAUGCAGCCUCCUGUACCUGUUAUGAGACUGCUUUAUAAUCACACCUGAGACAUCAGUAUGUCGUGGAUGUGUGAAAGGUGAAUAUAUUCUGAGAGUAUUUGUGCUGCUGGUGAGGCUGGAAACUGCAUGCUGGAUCCGUCUACAAGAGAAGCUAUCAAAGGCUCAGUAAAUAUGAACAAAUGUCUUUGCUGAGUGGUACCUGCCAUAAAGCCAGUGUAUUCAGAUUGUUUUUAACUAAAAGGGUAAAAAGGGAUAAGCUCACUCCUUGUGUUGUUUGAAAUGGAAUUUGUUUCUAGAUAGUGUGCCUUAGUAUUUAUAUAAAUACAGUUCAGAUGCAGUUUUUUUAUUUGUGGAAAAGUUUUAUUGAAGGAGGUUCAUAUUUAUAGGAAAGUUGGAAUGCAAUUUUCUGAUAUUUGAAUUAACAUGAGAUACAGCUUGUAUUUCAGUCUGCAUUUUGUGAACUAGAUCCAAAACCAGAUUUUAAAUAAAUAUUUUGCAACAAUU
Messenger RNA from Micropterus salmoides (largemouth bass), 4398 nucleotides. RefSeq names its product two pore segment channel 2 (gene tpcn2). The record is from RefSeq and is a predicted model, not a curated record. Gene Ontology annotation, cellular component: lysosomal membrane. NCBI's taxonomy places the organism in Eukaryota, Metazoa, Chordata, Actinopteri, Centrarchiformes, Centrarchidae. Gene Ontology annotation, molecular function: voltage-gated channel activity; monoatomic ion channel activity. The transcript has 25 exons. The coding region runs from base 270 to 2609 and encodes 779 amino acids. Gene Ontology annotation, biological process: monoatomic ion transport; transmembrane transport.